Molecule: messenger RNA, 1335 nt
Organism: Lutra lutra (Eurasian river otter)
Lineage: Eukaryota; Metazoa; Chordata; Mammalia; Carnivora; Mustelidae
Product: UL16-binding protein 3-like
Biological process (GO): positive regulation of T cell mediated cytotoxicity; antigen processing and presentation of endogenous peptide antigen via MHC class Ib; immune response
Cellular component (GO): external side of plasma membrane
Source: RefSeq, a predicted model, not a curated record
GCUGCGAUGAGCUUCCUGGGGCGAACGGGGUGCACUGGGGUCUCCAGCGUCCGUCUUGGCCUCCUGCUCCGGUUUUUCCUGCCGGUCUGUGCUACAGCAGGCUGCAGCCGUGAGUUCAGAGAUGCUCUCUCGCUUUCCUACAAUUUCUCCAUCACAUCUAAGACCAGGCCUGGACAACUGAGGUUUCAGAUUCAAGGUCAGGGCAAUGGAAACGAGUUUUCUUCUUACUGGCAUGGGAGCGAGCAAGUCAAACCCAUUGGUCCUUGGGGGAUGAAGCUGAAAGACACAGCAUUCUGGGGGACACAGAGGGAACCUCUGGAAGACCUGGGGGAAGCUCAGAAAAAACUGCUGGACAUUAAAGUAGAGAUUUUCACUGAGAGUGGUGAGUCUGAAGAUUUUCUUACCAUGCAGGGCUGCCUGAUGUGUGAGCGGGGGGCCAACGGACACACCAGAGGAUCUUGGUGGUUUGCCUUCAAUGGGCAGUCAACCCACCUCUUUGACUCAGAAAACAGAAAGUGGACAGUGGUUCCACCUGGAGGCCAACAGUUCAUUGGCACGUUGGACAAUGAUGAAGAGCUGACCAAGCUCCUCAUGGGGACCGCAAACAGAGACUGUAAGAGCUGGCUCCAGCAAGUAUGGGAGCACUGGGAUGAAAUGCAGGAGACCAAGGUGCCACCAGCCACACAAGGUACAGCCCCAGGCAAGGCCACGCCCAUCGGACCCUGCACAUGGAUCUUCCCCCUGCUCCUCAGCUGUGCAGUCAUAAUGGACAUCCUUGUCAGAGACCAUUAGAUCCACAGGCUGCCAAGUCCACCAAGAAGCCCCUCAGUGUGGGGACCAGCUCAACGACUCUACCUCUGGGCCCGCUGCCUUUGCAUGAGCUGCUGUUCAUCAUUAGACCGGCAGCACUUCCAAAUUUACAAAUCCAGAACCUCAGUCCAGCCACCUGGUGCAGGACAGGGAACCUCCCAUGUCCCUUCUUGCAUUUCAUCCCUCUCCUGUUCAGCACUUUGCACUAGCAUAUUCUAUGCCAUUUUCUCCCGGUGCUCAGUGAUGGAAUUCCUGCACUGAAGUGUUAAAUACUUGAAUGGGGAAUCUCUACAAAGAGAACAUUUUCCGUCUUGUCCUUUGGUUGUUUUCAACAAAGAGAACAUUUUCCUUCUUGUCCUUUGGUUGUGCAAUAUUGGAUUCUUCUCUGUAAGAGGACCAUGUCCUUGCAGACAGUAUCCCCAAAAAGAUAUUUAUGGAAGCUCUAGAUCCUCAGGGAUUUUUUUUCUAUGUACUGAGAAACAGGCUCAUGUGACAUAUUGUGAUUGUUUUCUUCAGUAAAUUAUG